Molecule: messenger RNA, 3914 nt
Organism: Lineus longissimus
Lineage: Eukaryota; Metazoa; Nemertea; Pilidiophora; Heteronemertea; Lineidae
Product: nuclear protein localization protein 4 homolog
Exons: 14
Coding region: 104-2044 (646 amino acids)
Biological process (GO): ubiquitin-dependent protein catabolic process
Cellular component (GO): nucleus
Molecular function (GO): ubiquitin binding; ubiquitin protein ligase binding
Source: RefSeq, a predicted model, not a curated record
GAAAAAAUGGCUGCCGAACGAUGAAGACUUGCCACUUGUGACUUGCAAUUUUCGUUGCCUGCGUCUUUAUAAAACUUGAAAAUAUUUCUUGAAUACAACAGACAUGUCGAAGUCAAUGAUUGUACGAGUGCAGUCACCUGAACAUGGCACCAAAAGAAUCCAGACAGUGCCCUCUGAGAGGGUCACAGAUUUUCUUGAUAAGAUUAAAUCUGAUUUCUCUCUUGCAUCAACCGGAUGGACAAUUUACCAGAAUCGUAACAAAACAGGGGAGAUUAGGCCUACGAAGUCAAAGACAUUGAGUGUCCUGAAAAUCAAGCAUGGGGACAUGCUCUACCUGGAUUCAGAUGGCGCCUCAGGGAGUGGAGAAUCUGAGAGUCUCUUUGACAAAGUCCGCAAGGGUUCCAUCAUCAGUGGGAACGGCUCCAGGAGAGGGUCUCUCAUUGCUGGGGACAACUCGAGGUCGAUGUCUGGAUCCGCAAAGAAGCAGGUGCAGGUGAUAGAGGAUGAAGUGGACCAAAUUCUCGAAAAACAAUCCGGAAAAAUAGACAGGAGCAAAAAUGAACAACUAUGCAGACAUGGACCACAAGGCAAAUGUUUACAUUGUGUCCCACUAGAGCCGUAUGAUGAAGCAUAUCUGAAAAGCCGAGAUCCGCCCAUCAAGUUCCUGUCCUUCCAUUCUUACAUCAGGAAGCUCACAGGAGGUGUCGAUAAAGGAAAGUUUGCCACACUAGAGAAUUUGAGUUGUAAAAUCAAGCCAGGUUGUACAGAGCAUCUGCCAUGGCCGGGAGGUAUCUGCACUAAAUGUCAACCAAAUGCUGUCACACUCAAGACACAGAAAUAUAGACACGUUGACUACAUAAACUUUGAGAACCCGGUUAUAGUGGAGAGAUUCUUGAAUUACUGGCGUUUCACGGGCAACCAAAGAAUAGGCAUCCUCUACGGCCGAUACGAGCCUCAUAAAGACGUCCCGCUUGGAAUCAAAGCUACUGUUGCUGCCAUCUAUGAACCACCUCAGAAAAAUGCGCCGAACAGUGUCGAGUUAUUGGAAGACGAAAAUGAAGGCAUCGUUGACAGUAUAGCAGAGAGUUUGGGUCUUAUUCGAGUUGGUUGGAUAUUCACUGAUCUGGUGGCUGAUGAUCUGAAAAAGGGUACUGUCAAAUGUUUCAGAGGAAGUGUGGAUUCUCAUUUCUUGAGUGCUGAAGAGUGUAUAAUGGCGGCAGAAUUCCAGAAUAAAUAUCCUAAUCCUUGUAAAUUGUCUUCUGAUGGUCAUUUUGGAUCAAAGUUCGUCACAGUUCUUGUCACAGGCGACACAAAUAAUCAGAUUCAUUUCGAAGGUUAUCAAGUGUCUGACCAGUGUAUGGCCCUCGUGAGAGAUGACUGCUUGGUGCCGACGAGGGAUGUUAUGGAGUUAGGUUAUGUCAAAGAAUCGACAAAUGAGCAAUAUAUUCCUGAUGUGUUCUAUACACAAAAGGACAAAUACAACAAUGAGGUUACAAAGUUAGCCCGGCCACUGCCCGUGGAGUACCUGCUGGUUGAUAUGCCUGCUGCUUUUCCAGUAGAACCUAUACACACAUUUGCUGUUCCUGCAGAGAAUAAAAAGCAGUUUCCCGUUGAGAAUAGGGCGAAUGUAGGCGAAAUCCAGGACUUUUCUGCCUUUGCGACAUAUAUGCAUCAGUACCCAGAGCCAGACUUAUUCCUGGCAGCCACGUCAGACUUUCAUGUGCUAAUAUUUAUGACUACUUGUGAUAUGCUACCACUCAAAGAGAAAAUGGGUCGGCUGUGUGAGGCAGUAAGGAAUAAAGAUGAGGACAUAGCGUAUCACUGGUCUCGAACGGAAGAGUGGCAAACUGUUGUGCAUCUCUUAGACUCUCAAGUGCCAUCACCACCCGUCUCGAGACAAGGCUCAUUCGUCGGACCAAACGCUUCACCUUUACCGCCAAUAGGUAGCACCGCUGAGAAGUGGACUUGUAGCCAUUGCACGUUCCUAAACCCUGCUGAGAAAGACUCGUGUGAAAUGUGUAGUUUACCAAAUCAACGAUUCUAGGACAUUAAUAACACUGACUGACAGUAGUAUCUUGUGCAAUGGGGUCUCAUUUGUCUAACCAGAUUCUCAUGGAUUUUCAAUAGGAGACUUUGGGAGUGACCUGGCCACAAAAUAGUAAAGGGCUGCCACCUGGUAUUUUUCAAACAAUAACAUGGAUGUUGGACCUUUCUCCGUCUCGUCUGGUGACAUAAUGUGUGCUUCAGACAUUUGCAGAGCUGUCCAUUUGAAGUUUUAAGGAAUUAUUACCAAUGCUGGUGGUCGUUGGUUGUCUAAUCAAGUCAGCUGGUGUAGGUGAAAAAUGCUGACCAAAUCCCAAGACGUAAUUUGAGGUCUGCCUGCACUGUCUUGAUGAGGCAACCAAGGGCCCACAGUAAGGUAUUCUAAAAUGGCUCAAAGUUACAUGUGCCAUCGCAUUAAAACAUCGCAAGGCUUGAAAACAUAUUUUCCAUUGCAGAGUCAUUGACAUCGUGUGACCGAGGCCUUUCAGAGUGCAUGACCCAAAUGGAUUCGCAGCGCGUGCGUAAAACUUUGUGCUCUGCUAGACUUGAUGCAUACAUGUAGUAUCAUUUGUUUUCAAUGUAGCAGUUUAAAACUUGCCACCAGAGCUUUUCCUCGAUCAACCUCCUGGUGAUGAGCGUCGGUUACGUCAGGCCAGUUCUUCAUCGUUACGAUCACAGCUGCAAAUUCCUCUGCUCCGAUACAUUUUUGCACUCAGAAUUUUUUCAGAAGACACAGGGAGAACCUGAUAGAAUCACGUUGGAAACCUGCCCGUGAUUGUCAGUUGUGACGUCAUCAAUCAAACAAUUGACAAAGUUCUUUGUAAUGAUGCUCUCGAAGUCCAAAAUUGUAGAGUUCAGAAAGUAUCUGCAGUCCUCUCUUUGUGCACAGUGACACUUUUGUCUGUCAUAAGUUCUCUGAUAUUUUUGUACAUUAUAUGUACAGUGCUUGUACUUUUGUCUAAACUUAUUCUGUUUUCUUUAAGGAAGUUUUGUGUAAAUAUUUUGUUAAACUGUUCUGUGCAUCGGCUAGACUUCUCUUUAUUUUCCAUUCUGGUGGUAAUGCUUUUAGACUGAAGUGCUUUAUACAUCUUUUCAGGGUAUUAGAAUGUAUUGGAUCUUCUGUUAUCAUACAUGUACAUAUACUGUAGUAAUUGGAAAAAGUGGCUGGCUAGGGAAAUCAGGAUAUGCCUCGAUCUUGAUUCAUACAUGUACAUGUACAUGUAAUGUGAAGCCAUGCAGAGCCAUAAAAAUCUGUGUUGUAUGUUGUACAGCGUAUAAAUAAUAAUCUUGGCCUUCUCUGAUCUCCUGCUGGGGCCACUUAUUCCACUUCCUACGUAUUGUUCAGUACUGUACAUGUAUAUUCAGCCCAAAUUAAAAAACGAACGCAACGUUUUUGACACAUGUUUUACUUUCAGGCUGCAUUUACAUAGAAGUCACUUGUCACAAUUCACACAUGUGAUGAAGAAGUAAUUUCCAACAUCUGUGUGUCACUAUGAAAAUUCUUUUGUUCGCGCAUGGGUCAUGACACGUGACUUCUAUGUAAACUUGGCCUAAUUUGAGAUUUUCAAUUUGUUUGCCUUGCUUACAAAAACCUGCCAAAUUUUCACUGGUGUUUUAUUUAUGCGGAUUUGUGUCUGAGGUUAAUCUGAGUUUGUACAUUUCACAUGAGAAUACUUGCCAAUUGUGAAGCAUGCGAGCAAAAUUGCCCUUCCUCCAUCUGUCCUCGAACAACUUGGGAAAAUGGCAGCGUUGUAUUGCCUCAUUUCUCAUACCUACUUUUCCCGCGUUUGCUGACAUGCUUUAAAAGUGGCACAGUUGUAGAGUUUAUAAUAACCAUUGGUUGUUUAUGCUUGAAUAAAUCACUGGUCUAA